CUUGUGUUGCCCAUGUUGCCAGGAUACUUCAUUGACGUUGUACUUUACCAGUUGCUCUUCUUCCAUGAUGUUGCAUGUGUUACACUCAAAGAACAAAAGUAUCCAGGAGUAAGUAUACUAUCUCAUUCAUCGUUUAAUUGUACCAUGUUCCAUAUGAAUACAUGACCUUGUUCUUCUUAGAAGCUUAGCGACGGUAUAUAUUGAAUCUAGUCGAUACUUAAGCUCAGUCUGUGGGGAAUGUUAGUGGAGCAACAGUUAUCCUCUCCAUACCACUGGCAGACGGUUGUGUCUCUUAUAAUUCCUGAUAUCCAGCGCCAUCUAAUUUCUGACCAGCCCGCCAACAUUUCUACUAUGGAACAACCAACGAACACCAUGCAUGCUGGAAGUCAGUGCUUCAAUGUGAGUGGGCUCGCACAAUCGCUCAAUAGCCAUGACAAGGAAAUCAAUCGCCAAGUGAUGAUUGCCACAAUCAAAGCCGAAAUGUAUAGCUACCUGCAAAAGUAUCGGUCUGGAAUGAUCGAUUUGGCGACCAAUGCUAUAACCACAGAGCCUUGGAAGCCAAAUGUGCUGGUUUCGGAGAGAACAAUAAAAGCCAUAACACAGCUCAACAUUCCUCGAGCUUGUGCUCCCUAUAGUCAUCUUCCCGACAUGCUAUCACAUCGGUUAGGUCGAUUUCAGGACGACGCCAAGCUGAAGCAGCGGAUGCACGAGUUAUUUGGUUCAGAGACUCAUAAAAUCUUUGUGAACACGUCCGGUGCUGGUAAAACCAGACUCGUGCUAGAGCAUUUGUGCUCCAACUGGGGCUUAUAUCUCACCUGCCAGGAUGAUUCACGUAUCGGUUCGAAAGACCUGUCUAUCGCCAUCUCCAACAUCAAAGCCAGCCGCUUAUUUAAGAAAAGUCUUCCCCCUUCUAUCCAACUCCUUGUCAGUACCCAAGAUAGACCAGAACAUGCUAAACAAUCAGCCGGCCGCGCCUUGCGAGACAGGAUGGAGGAUUUCGAAUCCACGCCUGAAGGUCACACAUUUGGCAGGGCUCUUGAAACAAACAAUGGACUCGUUGCAUGCGAGCUGUUCGCCACGUUACUGGCUCGUUUACAUAUUUUGCAUCAAUUUCUGGCAACCUUAGUUGAAAUUGGAGAAGAUAUUACCCAACCGAUGCACAUACAAAACUGGUUGCGAAUUCAACUUCACCCUGACCUCUUGUUGCCUCAGAAUGAAUCAGGGGAUAUGUUCGCUCAGUUCAGAAAUCAUAUCGCUAAGAUGCUUGGUCACUUCCAAGAAUUAAAGGACUCCGAGGAGAUUCUGUCGGAGUUGUUACAAGAUAUUCUGGCAGAGAUCCGGUCAAUACUUCAUUUCAAUCUGAUAAUUGUGUUGGAUGAGUGUCAGUUUGCCGCACGCGAACUGAGGAAUUCUUUUCGCUCAGAUGAUUGGAUCACAAAACGACCACUUCUUCGCCAGAUAGCGAAAUGCUUGAAUGACAUAUUUCUCGAGUCAGGCGUUCACGGUUCUCGGGCCACCUUCAUUUUCACAGGAACGGGUCUAUCCAAAGUUGACAUCACCGAUGCGCUUUCGUCGAUCGUUGCAAAAGCGCCACCUUGUGAUGACGUGAAUGAUACUGGAGCAUUCGACGACAUCGACACACUGCGAAACUACAUUGAAGGGUAUCUUCCUCAACAUGUGUUGCAGAGCGACCAGUUUCCACGGCUUUUGGAAAGGAUCUUCCGCUGGCUUCGAGGAAGGCACAGAUUCACCGCAGAAUAUAUAUCUGUUGUGUUGCAGAAUGGAUACAAACAUCUGGACAAGCUUCUCAACGCCUACAUCUAUAACUUGACUGGCUUCGAACCCACAGAUUAUAGCGGGGAAGAGGUCAUUUCAAGAUUGAUCACCUUUCCAACUCGGGCAUUCAUUUUCGAAACGGUUAGUGAUACGAUGAAAGAAAGGAUUAAAUCAUUAUGCUACGACUACCUCUUGAGAUCAAGACUAGAAGGCUGGCUAGGUGACGACGAGGACGAUUACAUAGCAUACGGUUUUGCAAGAGUCAAAUUUUCUGGAGAACUAAAACGCAUCAGAAUUGACGAGCCCCUUGUUUUGAUUGCCUGUGCGAUGUGGUUGAACGGUAGUCCUGGGGUGAUGGGCGCGCACUCCCUAUACAAAUAUGUGGCCAAUCGCAUUCAGGAUCACAAUCCCUCUACCGGUCGAAAUGGUUUCGAAGAAUUUAUUUGCUUUUAUCUUCAGCGGGUCUUUCAGACACCUCGAAGAUUGGGCCAAGUUUUUGAUUUCCUGGAUAAAAAGAGUGCGCUGGCACAGAAGCGAGCGACUUUGGUUACUCUUCACAUUGAUAAAGUCGGAACAAAGCGUAAACUCGUGGAAGGAACAACUGACAUUCAAAACAUCGGCGAAGCCAAACUUCCAGGAGCGCUCGGCUUAGGAAUUGAGUCACUAGACGAAAGUGUCUCUUUGACCGACUGGGUGAAGUUGAAGAGCCAUACAGCAUUCUGUUUUCCAAUGAAUGAAAUGGGACCCGACAUUAUGUGCUUCCUCAAGCUACAGGGCGACAAGGAAAAUCCAGAAGACUUCACUUAUAUAUGUCUCGCAGUUCAGUGCAAGUUUUAUCAAGUAGAUGGCGAACUUGAACCUUCUACGCUCAAGGACGCAAUUGCUACAGUCACUCCAAGAAAGUUCUUUGCACCACGACACGUCAAAGAUGAAAAGAAAGCAGAAGGGCGGGAAGAAAAACGAAGAGGAUUACGCAGGUGUAUCUUGCGCGCCUUGAAAAGGUUACCACACAGGGACCCACUGGCUGGCAAAUAUGGCGUGAUACGUAUCAUUUGUGGCUUCCCUGUGAAGGUCAAUCUCGAGACGGCAUUCUACAAGCACAAAAAACAGGGUAAGACACCAAAGUACACACAGGAUCCUGAUGAAGAAGAUCAUCACCCUUUGGGUCAGUUGAAUGCAGACCUCUUGAGUACAGAGACUGCGCAUCUACACCCUACGAACCUUCUUAAGGUAAUAAAGGGGCGAGCGCGAAAAGAGAAGAAAAAGGGGAAAAGCUUUUGGGACACCUUUGACCCGGCUAUUUUGUGGUCAGACUCCGAAGAUUCGGAAGAUGAGUUGCCAACGAAGACUGGACGACGGAAAACUGGACGACGAAAAACUGCAGACCCGGCGGAGCCCAUCGAGUUUGGCAGUCAAGCGCGCAUGGUCAUUGAGAUGUUGGACUCAGACUAUUCACGAAGUCGGGGCUUGGACUUGCCUUCAAGACCAAAGCGUAAGCGCGAAGAGAUGGAUCUGGAUGAGCUCGAUAUUGAGAGAAAUGAGGACGAGGGAUAUGAGGAAGAUUAUAUGGAGAUCGAGGAGGAUAGCAAUGAUUACGAGGAUGAUUACGAGGAUGACGACGAUAAUGAUUACAAUAGUGACUGAGGAAAAUUUCGGAGUUUCUUCACUAGCUUCGCUUGCUGUACGGGAGUAUAACAGUAGUAUAACGCGUUAUAGAAUUGCAGGGACAGG
This is a messenger RNA of Lentinula edodes (shiitake mushroom), 3507 nucleotides long. RefSeq lists its product as uncharacterized. Bases 238 to 3420 code for a protein of 1060 amino acids. Lineage: Eukaryota; Fungi; Basidiomycota; Agaricomycetes; Agaricales; Omphalotaceae. The transcript is spliced from 7 exons. The record is from RefSeq and is a predicted model, not a curated record.